CGGCGCGGGGCGGCGGCGGGGGGCGCGGGGCGCUGAGCCUGCCGGCGGCCCCGGCGCGAUGCGCCGCUCCAGCACCGACGAGUCCACGUACCGGCGCAGCCCGUCGCCGGAGGGCAAGGAGCCGGGCUUCGCGCGCGGCGGCCCCUUCCGGCGCUACAGCAGCCUCUACGGGCGCGCGGACGGCGGGGACGGCGGCGGCCCCUUCGGGCUGCACGGCAGCCCCGGCCCCUCGGCGGCCCAGGCGCGCUGCACGGCGCCCAAGGGCACCAAGUACGUGGUCUUCUACCUGGACCUGUCCUUCAUCUUCCUCCUAGAGCUCCAGCGCUGCGGCAUGGCGCGCGGCUGCCUCCAGGGCGUCAAGUACCUCAUGUUCGCCUUCAACCUGCUCUUCUGGCUGGGAGGAUGCGGCAUCCUGGGGGUGGGCAUCUGGCUGGCCGCCACGCAGGGGAACUUCGCCACCCUGUCCUCCUCCUUCCCGUCCCUGUCGGCCGCCAACCUGCUCAUCGUCACCGGCACCUUCAUCAUGGCCAUCGGCUUCGUGGGCUGCAUUGGGGCCAUCAAGGAGAACAAGUGCCUCCUGCUCACCUUCUUCGUGUUGCUGCUGCUGGUGUUCCUGCUGGAGGUCACCGUCACCGUCCUCUUCUUCGCCUACACUGACAAGAUUGACAGGUACGCGCAGCGCGAUCUGAAGAAAGGCCUGCACCUGUACGGCACCCCAGGCAACGUGGGGCUCACCAACGCCUGGAGCAUCAUCCAGACCGACUUCCGCUGCUGUGGCGUCUCCAACUACACGGACUGGUUCGAGGUGUACAAUGCCACGCGCGUGCCCGACUCCUGCUGCCUGGAGUUCAGUGAGAACUGCGGGCUGCAUGCCCCUGGCACCUGGUGGAAGGCGCCGUGCUACGAGACGGUGAAGAUGUGGCUCCAGGAGAACCUGCUGGCCGUGGGCGUCUUCGGGCUGUGCACGGCGCUGGUGCAGAUCUUGGGCCUGACUUUCGCUAUGACCAUGUACUGCCAGGUGGUGAAGGCCGACACCUACUGCGCGUAGGCUGCCCUGCCUGCCACCUGCUUCGCUGCCAGAGGAUGCCACCCCCCGGGGAGAUGACCUCGUGCCAGACGGGCAGCUGGCGCCUUCUGUGUCCACCCACACAUUCUCCAGAGCAGCUUUCCCGGACCCGACACAGGGCUGGGUGGGGAGGGCCUCCUGCGCCCCGGUGCUUGGAUGGGCGGAGCCCGCAUCACAUUCCUGUGGGGCAGGGCAGGCUCCCGGUGCAUCUAAUAAAGUGCGUGGGCAGCAGCCCCCCGUUUGUCACUGCCGACUCCCCACGGGGCACCACGCCUAGGCAAGCCCGUGGCUGUGGGCCCCCCUACCCACGUGGGGUUCCACGACACACACAGGCUCAGGCGAGCUGCCCAGCCAGCAGAUGGGGGCUUGUGUGUCUGAGGACAAGCCCCCAAACCUCCACUAGAUUAGCUCCAGGAAGUGGUGCAGAGGCCCCAGGAACCGCGAGGAGUCCCCGACCUGUCCAGUGUCUCCAUCCCCCAGCAUUUCUGUCCCCCCCGCCCCGCCCGGGUAUCCUCAGCAAGGUGAGUUCAGUUCCUUGCUGCCUGUUAAGGGUUCCUGUCCUGUCCUGGGAACAUGGCCCUGAAGUGUUUCUUUGUACAACUUUGCAAAUAAAGGGGCCGCGGGGAGCGAGCAGCUGCCAGGCCCAGCACCA
This is a messenger RNA of Myotis myotis, 1718 nucleotides long. It is a transcript of the gene TSPAN4, whose product is annotated as tetraspanin 4. The record is from RefSeq and is a predicted model, not a curated record. The coding region runs from base 59 to 1048 and encodes 329 amino acids. NCBI's taxonomy places the organism in Eukaryota, Metazoa, Chordata, Mammalia, Chiroptera, Vespertilionidae. Gene Ontology annotation, cellular component: membrane. The transcript is spliced from 7 exons.